AUGCAUGUGGUGUCCGUCGGAAACCAGCUGGGGACGAAAACAGCAGCCGUUCUGAGCAGGAUGGAUGAGCCCGUGGGGGUCCGGGUGGGCAACUCCUUGGAAGUCCUCGAAGCCUUGCAGUGCCUGGAAGGAGGGGGCCCCGGGGACCUCCGUGAGCUGGUCACCACACUAGGAGGCAUCUUGCUGUGGCAAAUCGGGCGAGUAGGCUCGGUGCCCGCGGGGGCCACCCGGAUCGGCCAAGCCCUGGACAGCGGCGCUGCCCUGCGCACUUUCCAGGCCAUGCUUCAGGCUCAAGGGGUGGCGGCCGAGGUGUCCCGCCUGCUGUGCGAAGGGACGGAGGAGCAGCGUUUGCAAGUGCUGAAAGUGGCCACCACCCAGGAGGAGCUGCAGGCCCCGGAAGAGGGGACCGUGCAGCAGAUCCAGGCUCUGCCCAUCGCACAGGUGCUGCACGCCUUGGGAGCCGGACGCACCCAGGAGGGGCAGAGGAUCAACCCCCGGGUGGGCGCGGAGCUGCUGGUCUCCACGGGGAAGCGAGUGGCCAAAGGAGCUCCCUGGAUCCGAAUCCACUACGAUACCCCCAGGCUGAGCCAGACCCACCGAGAAACCUUACAGAAGGCCCUGAUUCUGGGGGCCGGGGAGCCCUUCACCCCCCCUUCCAAGGUGGUGAAAAUACUCCUUCCUACCGAAGAGUCCGUCUCGGGAACGAGGGGAUCCUAGGGGGAGAGGAAGGGGGUCCCGUGGAAGGAGCAGGCCCUGGGGGCGGCCAGUAGAAGGACAAGGGGAGCAGCCCCCUCCAAGACCAUCCAAGGCUCCGGCCUUCUAUUAAGGCCCUUUUUACAGGAGGACGAGAAAAGAGGGGCAACUUGCCAAAAAUCUUCCAUGGGACACACCCAGUGGCACAGACUGGGGGGAAUCUCUCAUCCUGGAGAAGGUCAACUCAAUUUCAUUGACGUCUGUAUCAGAGCCGUGAUUGACAAGCAAAAUUGGGAGCGGCAAUACUAAAAAUAAAAUAUCUAGAAGUCCCUGAAAACGUCA
Messenger RNA from Thamnophis sirtalis, 1035 nucleotides. The record is from RefSeq and is a predicted model, not a curated record. Lineage: Eukaryota; Metazoa; Chordata; Lepidosauria; Squamata; Natricidae.